Bemisia tabaci is the source of this 624-nucleotide messenger RNA. NCBI's taxonomy places the organism in Eukaryota, Metazoa, Arthropoda, Insecta, Hemiptera, Aleyrodidae. The record is from RefSeq and is a predicted model, not a curated record.
AUGACAGCCAAGAAGUACAAUAUGAAAGUAUCCGCCGCUAAGACAAAAAGUAUGGUAGUCAGUAGAAACCCUAUACGAUGCAAGUUGGAAGUAGAUGGUAAAAUGAUCGAACAAGUGAUGGAGUUUAAAUAUCUUGGAGCAUUGCUGACAAGUGCAAAGGACUUAGGAACCGAAGUGCGAGACCAGGCACUCAAGGCGGCGAGAAUUGCCGGAUGCCUCAACGAGAUGGUGUGGCGCAACAAAUACAUGGCCCGAGAAAGUAAAGUCAGAGUCUAUAAAACAAUCGCUAGACCAGUGUUAACAUUUGCCACAGAGACCAGGGCCGAGACAAAGCGCACCAAACAACAAUUCCGCACCGUUGAAAUGAAGGUCUUAAGAAAAAUAGCGGGCUUUACGCUUUGGGAUCAUCAGACCAACGAGUCCAUCAGAGAUGCUUGUAAUGUGCAAGAUGUAGCCAAGUGGACUAGGAUGAGGAGAAAGAUGUGGUCGGAGCACGUUGACAGAAUGGAUGAAGAGAGACUGGCAAAAGUUUGUAUGACUGGACAACCCAUAGGGAAAAGACUGCCUGGACGACCGCCUAAGAGAUGGGCACAAAGGUGGCUCUCUUCUCCUGAAGAUGAUUGA